AUGGCCGACCGUCGUCGUACCAAUGCGCCUGCAGGAGGAACCUCUGCACCCGUCUUCGUUCCUACACAAGAAUCGACAUCAUCACAGCGACCAGCUCGCCAACGCCCAUCAUCUGAGUCUCGUAAAAUCUUCCUACAAACUGGUCUUGUACCUUCUGCCUCUGGAUCAGCAUACUUGGAACUCCACCCUUCUACCGAUGCUGCAAGAACGACCCUGGUAGCUCAGAGCGGCACCCUCAAACUCACCUGCACUGUCCACGGUCCGCGACCACUUCCUCGUACCGCUGCAUUCAGCCCGAACCUACUCCUCAACACACACGUCAAGUUUGCGCCGUUCGCUAGUCGCCAAAGGAGAGGCUAUCUGCGCGAUACUGCAGAAAGAGACCUGGGAUUGCAUCUGGAGACUGCGCUACGAGGUGUGGUCAUCGGAGAGCGCUGGCCUAAAUCCGCCGCCGAAGUCGUCAUUACGGUUUUGGAGAGUGAGGAGGAUGACUGGUGGCGCGAUGAUGAUGCUAGCAAGAAGAACAUUGGAGGCGUUGGUCUCAUGAAUGUCCUUGCUGGUUGCGUCACUGCUGCGAGUGCUGCCAUCGUGGAUGCCGGAAUCGACUGCGUGGACCUUGUCUCAGGCGGUGUUGCUGCACUCGCUGGUGAAGGAAAGGGAGAGCUAGUUCUGGACCCCUGUCCGAGCGAACACAAUGAUUUGCGCGCUGCUGCUGUAGUCGCACAUCUCCAAUCAAGAGACGAACUCACAGAGUUGUGGGUCAAGGGUGAUGCUGGUGAAGGCUUCGAGACACUUGUGGAUCGCGCUGUCGACGCUGCAGGUCUAUCGAGAAGCGUGCUCGCUGAAGCCGUCAGGGAAGCUGCCGAGGUUAAGAUCGGUUCUCAAGUCGCCGACAAUGGCAAGCAAGAGGUGGUCAAGGCUACCGAUAUUGAGAUGACAGGAUGA
Messenger RNA from Aureobasidium pullulans EXF-150, 945 nucleotides. Its product is annotated as exoribonuclease family protein. The record is from RefSeq and is a predicted model, not a curated record. The transcript has a single exon. Gene Ontology annotation, biological process: poly(A)-dependent snoRNA 3'-end processing; rRNA catabolic process; U4 snRNA 3'-end processing. NCBI's taxonomy places the organism in Eukaryota, Fungi, Ascomycota, Dothideomycetes, Dothideales, Saccotheciaceae. Bases 1 to 945 code for a protein of 314 amino acids. Gene Ontology annotation, cellular component: cytoplasmic exosome (RNase complex); nucleolus; nuclear exosome (RNase complex).